AUGGCAGGCUCACUUAGCAAGGACGAUGCGGUCGUCAUAGUCGGCGCCGGCAUCUUUGGACUCAGCACCGCGUUGCACCUAUCUCGCCGGGGAUACAAGAACGUCACCGUCUAUGACAAACAGCCUUACCACGAAAGUCUGUAUUCGUAUUUUAAAGGCGCCGAUGGAGCCUCUGCAGACAUGAAUAAAAUCAUCAGAUCUGCUUAUGGCGCACAAACAGAGUACCAGGGCUUGACCAUCGAAGCGCUAGAGGGCUGGACCGCUUGGAAUGAGGAGCUGGCAAGCGGGAAGACAGUUCCACCCGGCCUUACCACCAACGACCGCGUAUUUGUCAAUAACGGCAACCUGUCACUCUCAGACUCGGCAACUCUGCCGCAAUUCGAGCAGGACACCGUUGACAACAUGGAGGCAGCAGGGCAUCGAAAUACUCAGCUGAUCACCAUUGAUGAAGAACACAAAAAGGUUGCAGCUGAAAAGGGAUGGUCAUUUGGGAUGGACCCAUUCCGCCGCUUACAAAGAGGGUUAAACGCGGCCGGCGUUCUUGACACGACGGGAGGUAUGGCCGUGGCUGACAAGGCCUGCCGUUUUGCGCUGCAUAAGGCGGCAAACCAAGGCGUCAAAUUUGUGUUAGACUCGCAGGCUGGUGCUCUUGUCUCGUUGAUCUACGAGGGCAAGAAGGUUAUCGGGAUUAAAACCCGAGACGGCAAGGCACACCACGCGAAGCUGACUAUUCUGGCGUGUGGUGGCUGGACGCCAUCUUUACUCCCAGCCCUGGACGGUUUGUGUGAGACGACGGCAGGGUCGGUGGUGCUGCUCAAGAUCCCGCGCGAAUCGCCGUUGUUUACUCGUUUCGCGCCUGAAAACUUCCCAACCUUCACAUACAAGGUACGGGACGGAGCUGAAGGUGGUCUGUACGGGUUCCCGAGGGAUGAGAAUGGCUGGCUUAAGAUCGGCUAUCGCGGAACCAAAUACACAAACCCCGUCGCGCAAGCUGAUGGCAAGGAACGCAGCGUACCCGUAACACGGUGGUCGACUGCAUCGGCGCCUGGCGAUCCGGACGAAGCCAGUAACGAGCGCUUGACGACGAUUCCCCAGCAAGCUCUGAAAGUUUUGCGCUUAUUCUUGGCAGAGAAUCUCCCGGAGCUAGGCGCCGAGGGCAUCGAUAUUUCUUUCACUAGGGUGUGUUGGUAUACGGACAGCUAUGACAACCAUUUUGUCAUUGAUUAUGUUCCCGACACUGAGGAGUCACUUAUGGUUGCGACUGGCGGUAGUGGGCAUGCAUUCAAGUAUCUUCCCAACAUUGGCAAUUGGGUUGUAGAUGCAGUGGAAAAGAAGGGUCAAGACCAAAUUCCACCAAAGCUUUGGAAGUGGAGACAAAUCGGAAAGCAGGAGAAACCGUAUAAUGUCUUAAUGGAAGGAAGCAAGGGCAUGACGGCUCUCGGCAACGUGCCUUUGGCGGCUGAGAUAGAGGUAUCUGGUAGUCUAAAAUCUAGGCUGUAG
Messenger RNA from Colletotrichum fioriniae, 1500 nucleotides. RefSeq lists its product as uncharacterized. Lineage: Eukaryota; Fungi; Ascomycota; Sordariomycetes; Glomerellales; Glomerellaceae. Gene Ontology annotation, molecular function: sarcosine oxidase activity; flavin adenine dinucleotide binding. The record is from RefSeq and is a predicted model, not a curated record.